This is a messenger RNA of Ilex paraguariensis (yerba mate), 326 nucleotides long. The record is from the annotation of a GenBank genome assembly. NCBI's taxonomy places the organism in Eukaryota, Viridiplantae, Streptophyta, Magnoliopsida, Aquifoliales, Aquifoliaceae.
UUCAUCAAGAUGAUGAAUUGGCUCUUCAUCAAUCUGAUCCGGUCUUGAGUUUGUCCAUGGCUGGUACAAGCACUCAAUACGUCCCUCCUCCACCUUCUUCUUCUUCGUCUUUGUCAGAUCCAUGGAAGUACGAAGUCUUCUUGAGUUUUCGAGAGGCAUUUGCAAAGCAAGCAGAGCGCUUUGUGGCCGAAAUUGAAAAGGUGGAGAAAUGGAGAGCUGCACUUACUCAAGUUGGGAGUAUAGCAGGGCUUUGUUGUGAUAAUGUCGAAAAUCGGUACGUAAUUCAUACUAGCCUUCUUCGGUUCCUCGUGCACCUGUUAUCUUAG